AUGUGGCUGCAGAACCUGCUUCUCUUGGCCACUGUGGCCUGCAGCAUCUCCGCACCCACAGAAAACCCUGUCACCCGGCCCUCAAUGCACGUCGAUGCCAUCCAGGAGGCCCUACACCUCCUGAGGAACAGUAAUGGCACUGCUACUGUGACAAAAGCAGUACAUGUCGUCUCAGGAAAGUUUGACCCCCAGAAGCCAACAUGCCUGCAGACCCGUCUGGACCUGUACAAGCAGGGCCUUCAGGGCAGCCUCACCAGGCUCGAGGGCCCCCUGAACAUAAUGGCCGAACACUAUCAGAAGCACUGUCCCCAUACCCUGGAAACUGCUUGUCAACGCCAGACUAUCACCUUCGAAAUCUUCAAACAAAACCUGGAGGAAUUUCUGCUCAAUGUUCCCUUUGACUGCUGGCAGUAGGUGUAGGGAGUUAGGCAGACCAGUCUACCACCCCCAGCCCUUCCAGCCAGUGGCCAGCCCGGAAUCCUACCUCACAGGUGGCUGCCGUCUCACACACGCACGGAGCCAGAAACUCAGGAUCUUCGCCUUGGAGGGACCAUGGGGUGGGCUACACCAUGGGGGCAAUGGACCUGUCCUGGGCCAUGUUGACCCUGAUGGGGGCAUAGUAGGGUGAGGGAUGUUUUACACU
Trichechus manatus latirostris (Florida manatee) is the source of this 643-nucleotide messenger RNA. RefSeq names its product colony stimulating factor 2 (gene CSF2). Gene Ontology annotation, biological process: myeloid cell differentiation; immune response. Gene Ontology annotation, cellular component: extracellular region. The transcript is spliced from 4 exons. Bases 1 to 414 code for a protein of 137 amino acids. Gene Ontology annotation, molecular function: granulocyte macrophage colony-stimulating factor receptor binding; growth factor activity; cytokine activity. NCBI's taxonomy places the organism in Eukaryota, Metazoa, Chordata, Mammalia, Sirenia, Trichechidae. The record is from RefSeq and is a predicted model, not a curated record.